Molecule: messenger RNA, 474 nt
Organism: Entamoeba nuttalli P19
Lineage: Eukaryota; Evosea; Mastigamoebida; Endamoebidae
Exons: 1
Coding region: 1-474 (157 amino acids)
Source: RefSeq, a predicted model, not a curated record
AUGAAAAGAGUAUGGAAUGGUAUAGUUCAGUGGAUGGGAAAGAAACCAAAAGUUGAAGACAAACCGUCAGACCUAGUUUUACCUGCCGAAGAAAUGGAAGAAAGUUUAUUCUGGGAGUUAUUAGUUAUUUUGAGUGAAAUGAAAGAGUGUGGUUGUUUUGAAGAGGGAAAGGAAGAAAUUAUGAAAUGGCAACAACAUUUUGAAAACCAAAUGAAAAUUAAAGAGUAUGAAGAAAAAAGCAUCCUCAAAAAAACCCCAGAAGAAAUUACUGUAGAGGAAAAUGCAAAGAUAGAAAAUUUAGAAAAGAAGAUGGUUGAUGUGUCAAGAAAACUUGAACAACUUGAAAAGGAGGUUUCUUUUGAAGAUAAUAACACAAUUAACAACGACUCAGAAGACGAAGAAAUUCAUAAAUCAAGUAUUUUUAGAGAUCAUUAUAACAAAGAAAAAAUUGUACGUAUUGCACAAUUAAAAUAA